This is a messenger RNA of Ctenocephalides felis (cat flea), 2715 nucleotides long. Its product is annotated as zinc finger protein 271-like. Gene Ontology annotation, biological process: regulation of transcription by RNA polymerase II. The coding region runs from base 1 to 2715 and encodes 904 amino acids. Gene Ontology annotation, cellular component: nucleus. Lineage: Eukaryota; Metazoa; Arthropoda; Insecta; Siphonaptera; Pulicidae. The transcript is spliced from 3 exons. The record is from RefSeq and is a predicted model, not a curated record. Gene Ontology annotation, molecular function: RNA polymerase II transcription regulatory region sequence-specific DNA binding; DNA-binding transcription factor activity, RNA polymerase II-specific.
AUGAAUUCCUAUUGCGAAAAAUUGCCUGAAGAUGUUUGCGAAAGUUCAGUUGAAGAUGAUGGGUGCUUUUAUAGAAAUGAAUCAAAUCAGAACGACACUCAAGUUUCGCAAAAUUAUUCAGAAGAUGAGACCGUCAAUGAAUUAUUAUCAACUUUAAAAGAACUACUAGAAUCUUUUCAAGAUGAAAAACUGAAGCAGGAAAUCAUAGACAACAUUUACAAUACUGUUUUAAAUGCAAGGAGCGAAUAUCUCAAAAUGUCAGUCCCAGAAGUUAACAUCGAACCGCAAGAAUUUUCAAUUGAAGACAAGGAUUUUGAAAUAAAAGAAGAAGAGCCUGAACAUAAAGAAACUUAUCAGGAGAGAUUUAGUAAAUCCGAUGUAAUGAUAGAGAAUGAAGUCAAUAAAAAUAGUGGCAUAUGUAAUGAAUCAUUUACAAGGCCGUAUGAUUUAGAACAGCAUAUGCCGGUGCAUAGUCAUAGUUGUAUCUUUUGUUCAGAUACUUUUUCAGAUUCAAACACCUUAGAAAUUCACCAGAAAAUUCAUGCAAAUGAAAAGCCUUUUGAGUGCACAAUUUGCAACAAAGUAUUCACUGGGCAAAUCGAUUUUGAUCAACACGUUUGUGAUUGGGAAAAAACUUUAACGUUGAGUGAAUCUGAUGAAAUCAGACAGGAGUUGUUUGAAGUACCUCAUUAUAAAUGUAAUGAAGGCACAUGUAAUGAAUCAUUUACAGAACAGCACAUGCUGGAACAUUGUCAUAGUUGUACAUUUUGUUCAGAUACUUUUCCAGAUUCAAGCGCCUUAGAAAUUCAUCAGAAAAUACAUGCAGAUGUCAAGCCUUUUGUGGGCAUAAUUUGCAAUAAAGCAUUCCCUGGGCAAUUCGAUUUUGAUCAACACGUUUGUGAUGGAGAAAAAACUUUAACGUUGAGUGAAUCUGAUGAAAUUAGACAGGAGUUAAUUGAAGCACCUCAUUUUAAAUGUAAUGAAGGCACAUGUAAUAAAUCAUUUACAGAACAGCACAUGCUGAAACAUUGUCAUAGUUGUACCUUUUGUUCAGAUACUUUUCCAGAUUCAAGCGCCUUAGAAAUACAUCUGAAAAUUCAUGCAGAUGUCAAGCCUUUUGUGUGCACAAUUUGCAAUAAAGUAUUCACUAGACAAUUGGAUUUUGAUCAACACGUUUGUGAUUGGGAAAAAACUUUAACGUUGAGUGAAUCUGAUAAUCAAACCCAAAGCUUGGAUACUCAUAGUGCAAAAGGUUCGCAUAAAUGCAAAGUAUGCGAUAGGUCAUUAUCAACAAUUUGGACCUUGAAAAAACAUAUGCUUGUACACAGUGGCGUACGGCCGCAUGCGUGUAAAAUGUGCAAUAAGUCAUUCUCAACACAUAACAACUUGAAUAUGCAUAUGCUUGUUCACAGUGGCGUACGGUCCUACAGUUGUAAAGUAUGUAAUAAGACUUUCACAUAUUUUGGUAGCUUGAAAUCUCAUAUGAGCAUGCACAACGGUGAUCUGCCUUAUAAGUGUAAAGUAUGCGAUAAACAAUUCGCACAUUCGCGUAAUUUGAAAAGACAUAUGCCUGUUCACAGCGGCGAAAGACCCCACAGGUGUGACCUAUGCGAUAAGACAUUUAUACAUUGGCGUAACUUGAAAACUCAUAAGCUUUAUAUUCACUCUGGGCAGCGGCCUCAUAAAUGUAAAGUAUGCGGUAAGUCAUUCAAACAACCGAGUGAUUUAAAAUCACAUAUGGUCACACACAGCGAUGAAAAGCCACAUAUUUGUGAAGUAUGCAGUAAGUCAUUCGCACGAAAGAGUAGCUUAAAAAUGCAUAUGCUCAUUCACAUCGGGACUCGGCCUCACAAAUGUAAAGUAUGCAAUAAGUCAUUUACAGAAAGUGGUGGCUUAAAAAGGCAUAUGGUCAUACACAGCGGUGAAAAGCUUUAUAGAUGUAAAGUAUGCGAUAAGUCAUUCGUACAACGGGGUGGCUUAAAAAGGCAUAUGCUCGUACACACAGGUGAAAAGCUGUAUAGGUGUAAAGUAUGCGAAAAGUCAUUCGUACAACCGAGUGAUUUAAAAUCACAUAUGCUCACACACAGCGAUGAAAAACCACACAUUUGUGAUGUAUGCAGUAAGUCAUUCGCACGAAAGAGUGGCUUAAAAACGCAUAUGCUCAUUCACAUCGGGACUCGUCCUCACAAAUGUAAAGUAUGCGGUAAGUCAUUCAUACAAUCGGCUGAUUUGAAAUCACAUAUGGUCAUACACAGCGAUGAAAAGCCACAUAUAUGUGAUGUAUGCAGUAAGUCAUUCGCACGAAAGAGUGGCUUGAAAACGCAUAUGCUCGUUCACACCGGUGAAAGGCUUCAUAGAUGUAAAGUAUGCGAUAAGUCAUUCGUACAACGAGGUGGCCUAAAAACGCAUAUGCUUAUACACACAGGUGAAAGACCUUAUAGGUGUACAGUAUGUGAUAAGACAUUUACACAAGUGGGAGUUUUGAAAACCCACAUGCAAAUUCACAGUAAUGAACCGCGCCCAAAGUGUAAAAUAUGCGAAAAGUCCUUCUCAACAAAGCGCUACUUGAAAAGGCAUAUGCUUGUUCACAGUAGUGAACAGUUCCAUACAUGUGAAGUAUGUAAAAAAACAUUUACACAAAGAAGUAACCUGGAUGAACAUAUGCUCAUUCACAAUGAGGAACCUCAAAAGUGUGAAUUACGCGAUUCGCAUUAG